AUGCUUCCAAGAUGGCUUUCUGAUAAAACAAACGAAAUUUCAAAAUCAGGAACUCUUGUAGUUUCAAACUGUUAUUCGUUUGAUGUGACUGCAUUUAGAUUACCAAUGUUUUCUAUCUAUUUAAGCCAAAUCAAAACAAUAGAUUUAAGCGGAACUUGCAUUUUCAGCUUAGAUGGGUUUCCAAAAAUGCGCUCUUUAUCUACAUUCAUUGCAAACAAUUCACAAAUUUCUUCGUUUAAAAAUUUUUCAAUUCUAAGAGGUAUAUCAUCGAUAUAUCUUAAAAAUACGCCUGUGUCAGCAUCGAAAAAUUACGGAUUAUGCGUUAGCAUAAUGCUUCUCCCCGAAUUACGUUCAAUGGAUGGAAAAGUCAUUGCAGAUAGAAAUAAAGCUAAAGCGUCAUCGAUAGAUCCACAUGUUAGCUUACUGCUUGAUAAAGGUUGGGAUAUGCCUUAUCCUAUUCCAAGUAUUAUGACAAUCAUGAAUGAAUGCGAAAAAUAUGGAAUUCCAUUUGACGAGAAAGAUGAAGAAGGACAAUAUAAUACCUAUAGCGAUGAUGAAUUUGAUGUCUCUCAAAAUGAAUCAAACUCUUCUGAUCAUAUUGUUCAUGUAUCUGAAAAUGACAAGAAACUGGCAAGAGGCCUUGCUGAAAUAUUCAAUAGCUAUGGCGAAAAUAUAAAUCCUAGUGAUUAUAACACAUUAUACCAGCGCCUUGCUGACAUUGUUUUACAAAUGUAA
Molecule: messenger RNA, 735 nt
Organism: Trichomonas vaginalis G3
Lineage: Eukaryota; Parabasalia; Trichomonadida; Trichomonadidae
Product: ribonuclease inhibitor domain-containing protein
Exons: 1
Coding region: 1-735 (244 amino acids)
Source: RefSeq, a predicted model, not a curated record